AUGACGGCCACCACUCAGGCGCCCUCCAAGGCUCAGGCUGUGCACAUCCCUGCCCCCGCAGCCACCACCAGCACACCCGUGCCCAGUGCCACCAUCGACCCGCAGGCACAGCUGGAGGCUGACAAGCGGGCUGUGUACAGGCACCCGCUCUUCCCGCUGCUGACACUGCUAUUUGAGAAGUGUGAGCAGGCCACGCAGGGCUCCGAGUGCAUCACCUCCGCCAGCUUCGAUGUGGACAUUGAGAACUUCGUACACCAACAGGAGCAGGAGCACAAGCCUUUCUUCAGCGAUGACCCAGAACUGGACAAUCUGAUGGUGAAGGCAAUCCAGGUGCUGAGGAUCCACCUGCUGGAGCUGGAGAAAGUCAAUGAGCUCUGCAAGGACUUCUGCAACCGUUAUAUCACCUGCCUCAAAACCAAGAUGCACAGUGACAACCUGCUCAGGAAUGACCUCGGGGGGCCCUACUCCCCCAACCAGCCCUCCAUAAACCUGCACUCCCAGGACCUCCUGCAGAGCUCCCCCAAUUCCAUGUCUGGAGUCUCCAGUAACCCCCAGGGGAUCGUGGUUCCAGCGUCAGCGCUCCAGCAGGGCAACAUCGCCAUGACAACUGUCAACUCACAGGUGGUGUCAGGUGGAGCGUUAUACCAGCCAGUUACCAUGGUAACCUCGCAGGGUCAAGUGGUCACACAGGCAAUCCCUCAGGGAACCCUGCAGCUCCAGAACACACAGGUUAACCUUGACCUCACCUCCCUCCUGGACAAUGAGGAUAAGAAGUCCAAGAACAAACGCGGAGUCUUGCCCAAGCACGCCACCAAUAUAAUGCGUUCUUGGCUCUUCCAGCAUCUCAUGCACCCCUACCCCACGGAGGAUGAGAAGAGGCAGAUCGCAGCCCAGACAAACCUCACCCUCCUGCAAGUAAAUAACUGGUUCAUCAACGCCCGGAGGCGCAUCCUGCAGCCCAUGCUGGACGCCAGCAACCCAGACCCUGCCCCCAAAGCCAAGAAGAUCAAGUCGCAGCACCGGCCCACCCAGAGAUUCUGGCCCAACUCCAUUGCCGCAGGAGUGCUGCAGCAGCAGGGGGGCACCCCGGGCACAAACCCUGAUGGUUCUAUCAACUUGGACAACCUGCAGUCCCUGUCCUCAGACAACGCCACAAUGGCCAUGCAGCAGGCCAUGAUGGCCGCCCAUGAUGAUUCCCUGGAUGGGACGGAGGAGGAAGAUGAAGACGAAAUGGAGGAGGAAGAAGAGGAGGAAGAAGAGGAGCUGGAGGAGGAGGCAGAUGAGCUGCAGACUACAGAUGUUGGUGACCUAAGCUUGGAACAUAGUGACUCCCUGGAGUAGGGGCCGCCCCGCCACUGGUGCCGGGGGUGGGUGGGGAGCAUGACCCCAGCUACAGCUGGGGCAGGAGCAUGGGUGGCUGCACCCAGGAAGUCAGGCCCUGGCUCCCCCAUUAGUAGCUUGAAGAGACGCCGUGAGAGGGAACACCUGUCCCUCCUCACCCACUGAGCUUCCACCAGCUCCUCUCCCCAGAACUGUGGGGGACUCCAUGUGGGGAAGGGCAGGUGAGAUGGACUCACCAGCACCUGAGGACAGAGGGCCCAUGCCCCACCCCACCUACCCCAGGGACAUGUGUGGUUAAGCCCACACUGCAGGGGACAGUGCUGUGGCAGCCAGGCCCAGGAUAGGAGACACCCACCCGCAUCCCACCCCAGGAGCCUCCAGCAGGAGGGAGCCCCAAACUCCAGCUGUUCAGCCCGCAGCUCAGGGUGGCUUGGAGACACAGUGAACUUGGAGAUGGGUGGGGCCACCUGGGUGCCUCAUUCUCUCUUCUUCUCUCCCCCCCCCCAACUCUUUCUUCUUUCUUCUCUUUCUCCCCACUCCCCUAUUCUGGAAAUACAUCGAGAGCCCUGGGCCUAUGUUGCCAGAGUUGAAAGUCUGUCCACCUGGCUGGCUUCAACACCCAGCAGAUGGCAGGACCUGGGCCAGGGGCCUUGUGAAGGUGACUUUGGGAGCCACACUGUCCCCAGAUGGUCACAAGACUCAGCUCCUGUCACCACAGGACAGUGGUGUCUUAUCUCAGUUAUUCCUCAUAUGUGUUCCAACCCUCCAUAAAGCAGCAGAGAGGGUGGGGCCAGAAGAGCUGGGAAUCUCUCUGCUGUGGGGGUCUCCCCACCCCCGUUCCUCUCCAGGUUGAUUCCACCAGCCUCCAUCCUCUCUUCUUCAUUCUAUCCUUGAGAGAAGGUAGGGAAACCUUGGCAAGGAGUAUCCAGCCCGCAGGAAGCCAGGGGCUGGAGAAGGUGCUACGUCCCCCUCCCCAUCAGUCCACAGCGUGGAGCUGCCCGUGGUGCCAUGCACCACCUGGGCCCAGGCUCCUGCCAGGAGGAGGCUUUCCAUACUCCCUGCCCACCAGCCCCCAGGUCUGCCACCCCCUCCCAGACCCUCACAUGUGCCUCCCCCUGGAUGUACGUUCAAUGACUGGCGGUUGUGUCAGUUGUGUGUUGCCAUCUCCUCUGGGGACAGGUGGUGAGAGGAUCACCUGGCUCCCCCUGGGACCCCUCAGAGCCCUCUGGGGCUCCACUUCCCAGGGGCUGGGGGUAGAACCAAGGUUGGCCACUUUCUGAGGUCUCCCAAAAAUGAAUGUAUUUCUCCCCCCUACACACACAUUCUUCGCCCCCACCCCAACCCCCCAGAAAAGCGCUGGUAUUUAAUGUUUUACUAGGGGUUUUUGAAAAACAACCUUAUUUAUAAUCUGGGUGAUCCAGUCAUUUUUUACUCCCUCAUGACGCCGCAGGUCAAGGAAUUCAAGUUUUUGUGAGACUUUUGCAACGUGCAGUGGGUAAAAGACAUUUCUUUCUUGCGGUGUUUUUUUCUGCUCAAACCCCUGCCCCCAGCACCCUGUCGUCCAGACCCUCCUCCUGCCUCCUGUGACAGCCUCCUCCUAAUGCAGCCACCAGCCAGCACUGGAUGUGGAGGGACGUUUUCAGUAAAUCUUACCACCUUCUGA
Molecule: messenger RNA, 3004 nt
Organism: Erinaceus europaeus (western European hedgehog)
Lineage: Eukaryota; Metazoa; Chordata; Mammalia; Eulipotyphla; Erinaceidae
Gene: PKNOX2
Product: PBX/knotted 1 homeobox 2
Exons: 9
Coding region: 1-1341 (446 amino acids)
Biological process (GO): regulation of transcription by RNA polymerase II
Molecular function (GO): RNA polymerase II cis-regulatory region sequence-specific DNA binding; DNA-binding transcription factor activity, RNA polymerase II-specific
Source: RefSeq, a predicted model, not a curated record